This is a messenger RNA of Aspergillus ruber CBS 135680, 276 nucleotides long. RefSeq lists its product as uncharacterized. The transcript is spliced from 2 exons. Bases 1 to 276 code for a protein of 91 amino acids. NCBI's taxonomy places the organism in Eukaryota, Fungi, Ascomycota, Eurotiomycetes, Eurotiales, Aspergillaceae. The record is from RefSeq and is a predicted model, not a curated record.
AUGUCCUCAAACCGAAAUUGGAAUACCGGCAAUUUUGCCUUCCCUCCCCACGACCAAGCUCAGAAAAUGGCCAGCAAGGGUGGCCAGCAGAGUAACCAACAGAGUAGCCAGGGAAUAUUUGCAAACAUGGACCCAUCCAAGCAGCGGACCAACGCCCCCAAGAGUGGUCUUUCCGGAGGCGGAUUCACGGCUAGUAGCCAGACGGCGCAGGAUAGUCAACGACGGGGAUCGAGACAGGCGUAUAUGUUUGAUGAGUCGGAGGUGCCAGAGGAGUAA